UGAUCGAAACAUGGAGAAUGCCCCUGAAACGGAAAGAGCAACUCGUGAUUAAAGUAAACAUAAACUAGUUGUUUAUUUCUCUAUUGCUCAAUGAUUUUGUCUACAAAUUAUAUUUGAUCUGUUAAAACUGUGUAUAGAAUUAUACUCAGUAUGGUUUAAGUAUGACGGCUACUUAACUGUAUCUUUUAAACGAUAAAGAGGAAGUUAGAAGUCAAAGAUUAGGCCCAGAGAUGGACGAUCCUUUGGGAGCUCGGUCGGACUGUGUAGACUUAAAGGAACUGACGAGAUGGAAUCUUACACAACUACCCAUGACAUCAGAAGAAAAAGAUGCCGACAUAUCGCCUUUUCCAUGGAGAAAUGAUCUCAAUUCGAAACUUAUUUUGUGGUGCGGUGAUAUAACUCGUCUUUUGGUGCAUGGAAUCGUGAACUUGACCAAUGAGCGACUGGACGCAAAACUCCCCGAGACUGAGAUAAUUUAUCAGAAAGGUGGUCCUGACUUAGUAGCAGAAAUCAGGAACAAUGUCAGGAUUUGUAAAACAGGAGAGGCGAAGACAACAAAAGGACAUAAGCUUCCAGCUCGUUUUGUUAUUCACACUGUUGGUCCCCGAUAUAACAUUAAAUACAUAACUGCCGCAGAGAGUGCUCUGUUCAGCUGUUACAGAAGUGUUCUGGGCCAAGUCAGAGAGCAUCAAAUGAAAUCCGUGGCCAUUCCUUGUCUUCACUCCAUGAGACGGGGCUACCCAAUCGAGGAUGGAGCCCACAUUGCAAUCAGAACUGUGCGGAGAUUCCUAGAGAAAUAUGUAGAUGAUGUUGACUCUGUGAUAUUUGUGUGCAAUGAAGAUACAGUGGAUGCCUACAUGAAGAUUCUCCCGCUGUAUUUCCCCCGCAGUAGUCAGGAGGAGGUGGAUGCCAUUAAACUGCUUCCGGAGGACAUUGGAAAUGAGAACGGAGAACCCAUUAUUCCUGAAAGACAGAUUCGGAUCAUGGAUAAACCCAUGCUGGCUUCCAUGAGGAACAGUGAUGAUUUGGAUGAACUUGAACAGACGAUAGAUUUAAACAAGGAAUUUGGAACAUCGACAGUUGUUGAGGUCGGCAGACAUCCAUUCGCUCAGAUGCAGAGUAAUCCAGAUGAAGUGAAGAUAACCUCCAUGUCCAGUUAUACUACAGCUGAACAGAGACAACUAGAAAACAAGCGGAGAUACGAAAGGCUACUGAAGAGGUCUAGAGUGGAAGACUUGACCGAUAUCGCAGCACUUAAAUGUAUCUACCGAACAGGAGUGGACCGGUUUGGGCGACCUGUCCUUAUACUGGUGGGGAAACACUUCCCAGCAAACACCAUCAACAUGGAACGAGCGUUGCUGUACCUGAUUCGUGUGAUGGAGCCCAUUGUUGAGUCUGAUUACAUCAUUGUAUACUUCCACACACAAACCAGUGCAGAUAACCAUCCAGACAUGGCCUUCCUGAAACAAGUGUACUCCAUCCUAGACAACAAAUACAGAAAAAAUAUGAAAGCUUUUUACAUAAUCCAUCCAACAUGGUGGUCAAAGUUGGCCACCUGGUUUUUCACGACAUUCACAGCAUCAGACAUUAAGAACAAAGUGAUUAGUAUGAGAGGCGUGCAGUACUUAUAUGGUACUAUCUUUCCCGAUCAGCUGGACAUUCCAUCUUUUGUCAUCAACUAUGACAUUGAGAUAAACGGUCCACGGUACUAUGAACCACCAAACGAGGCAGGAGCAGAAGCUUUGUGACGGGAAUGGAACUUGAAAACAGAAAAACUGCAAGAAUAGUAUUGUUAGUGAUAUAGUGAACAGUACUGCUCAUUCAGCCUCACUCAAUGUGAUUUUCUGCAAUACCUGUGCUAAAUGAGACUAAUUGCUUAUAGUGCUAAAAGCAAUGCCAUGUCAACUGAUUAAUACUCAGGACUUUUUUUGGAGUGUAUGUGGAAUGGAGUGAAUGGAGUCUGGCAGACUAACGUGUUGUACAUGUUCAUAUCAACUGUUUUCUUAACUAAUAUGUUUAAUUUACUGUAUUAUAGGCAAUGCCAUAUAGAUCACAUACUCUUCAUUCAUGUACUUUGGUUAAAAUAAUGCUGAAUGUACUGUUUGUUGAAACUUGUGAAUAUCAUAUUUAAUUUAAGUACACUAAAAUUAAAACUACCAUACUUUAAGGAAGAUAAAAUGUUUGCCAAAGUUUAAUAGAAUGUAGUCCAGUAUAUUAUUACAAACUAUAAUGUACAUGUAAUUCAUCAGUAUGUUGACAAAAUUAGAUGAUUAUACCAAAGUUUUGCAUUGACUAGAUAAGUAUGUAUAGAUGUCCUCUUGAGUGUCAGAGCAGAGAUGUAUCUUUCUUUGAGCUGUAUUAAAAAGAGUCCCUAAUUUCAUAAGAGAUUUUGAUGAAUACAUUGUACCAUGUCUUCAUUUCAUUUCAAAUAAGUUUUUAACAUAUCAAUGUAUCAAUCACAGCAGUAUUAGUAGUAAUAAAAAAUUUUAAAUCCAAAGAUUAACAGUAACCAAUGCGAUUCGAUGACGAAAAACAAAAACAAACAAAAUACUUUUUGCUUUGAAAUUUUAUGUAUAUUGGAUUUUUGUUUGAACCAUUUCAUGACCUUGUAUUGUAGAUGAAGGAGUGUUCUACACUCUGGUUAUAAUAGUUACCCCAUUUCUACAUUUGUGUUAUGGUUUGUUGAACUAUUUUACCAAUGAGUUCAAACAAUGAGUUCAAUGUAAUCCAGUGUUUAAUAUGCUGAUACUCGCGUAAACCAAAAACUAUAAUAAUUGUUUUGCUUGUUAUUGCACUUGAUAAGGAAGACAACUCCCAUUAGUGUAAAAUGAAUUAUUUCACGUGAUUGUUUUGCCACUCAAAAACGAUUUUGUCAACAUUAUGCCUGCAAGGGAAGUAUAAAGAAUUUUUCUUCCAUCUAAAUGAAGGUUUCUGUGAAAAAUCAUGAUGAAUAUUUUGAAAGCAAAUAGAGUAUGACGAAUUGAUAAGUUCAUCACAUGUCAGGUUCAUGUACAUUUUUCAUUACAAAAAAUUAAAAAUAUCUUAUCUGAAAUAUAUUUAUUUUUAAAGGUACUGUGUACAUAAUAAAAUCAAACAAUGUGUAUUAUCUGAUAUGUAUUUAAUUGAAUGGUUAUUGUGUAACUAUAAUACAUGUUGGUGAAUAAACCUGGCGUUGUAAUUGUCUAUAAAUGAAAACGAAAAUAAAAUUGCAAAUGUGA
Magallana angulata is the source of this 3218-nucleotide messenger RNA. Its product is annotated as protein GDAP2 homolog. The record is from RefSeq and is a predicted model, not a curated record. NCBI's taxonomy places the organism in Eukaryota, Metazoa, Mollusca, Bivalvia, Ostreida, Ostreidae. The transcript has 12 exons. Bases 231 to 1748 code for a protein of 505 amino acids.